AUGGAUCACAUACUCUCCAGAGGCAGCUGGGUACCGGUGACUGGGCUGGUUGUAUGUCUACUUCUGUGUGCGUGUGUUGUGGACCUGGUUCUUGCGCAAAUUCGGUACUCCAUUCCCGAAGAGCUGGAGCACGGAGCUUUUGUGGGCAACAUUGCCGAAGACCUGGGCUUGGAUGUGGCCAAGUUGUCAGCACGUCGGUUUCGUAUAGUCUCCGGCGCAAAGAGGCAGUAUUUAGAAGUGAACUUGGAGAAUGGCAUUCUCUUCGUCAACGAAAAGAUGGACAGAGAAGAUCUGUGUGAACGAAGCCCGAGCUGUUUUUUACACCUACAAGUGGUUAUUGAAAACCCACUAGAACUGUACAGAGUGGAAGUGGAGAUUUUAGAUGUGAAUGAUAACUCCCCCAGUUUCCCAUGGAGCGAGUUUAAUCUUGACAUCACAGAGUCGGCUGCUCCCGGCUCCUGUUUCCCGUUAGAGAGCGCGCAGGAUCAGGACGUGGGCACCAACUCUCUGCGCUCCUACCAGCUAAGCGCAAAUGAGCACUUUGUACUGAAUAUCCAGACGCGCAAUGAUGGGAGCAAGUUUGCUGAGCUCGUGUUGGACACCCCGCUGGACCGGGAACAGCAGAAAAGGCACGAAAUGGUUCUGACUGCCUUUGACGGGGGGUCACCGGGACGCUCUGGUACAGCACUGAUAACUAUCACAGUGUUGGACUCCAACGAUAACGUACCCGUAUUUGACCGCUCAGUUUACCGGGCAAGUCUGGUGGAGAACGCACCGAGGGGGACGCUGGUGCUGAAGCUGAACGCCACAGACCUUGAUGAGGGCUCCAAUGGAGAGGUGACCUACGCUUUUAGCGGGCACGCACCCCUCAAGGUGCGCGAGCUCUUCAGCGUGGACCCAUACACGGGGGAAAUCCGAGUGAAGGGCAUUGUGGACUAUGAGAAAGCCAGUGUGUAUGAGCUUUAUGUGCAAGCAAAAGACAGGGGACCCUCGGCUGUGGCCGUGCACAGUAAAGUGCUUGUAGACAUCCUGGAUGUGAAUGACAACGCGCCCGAAGUCAUCCUCACAUCAGUGUCCACUCCUGUCCAGGAAGACGCGCCACCGGGCACGGUGAUAGCUGUCAUCAGUGUUAUGGACCGGGACUCGGGAGAGAACGGAAACGUUGACUGCCAAAUUCCAAGCAACGUCCCCUUUCAGCUCCAUUCAUCUUUUAAAAACUAUUAUACUCUGGUGACAAGCGAGUUUCUGGACAGGGAAGCGGUGUCCGAGUACAACAUCACCCUAACAGCCCGAGACUUGGGCUCUCCUCCACUAUCCACCAGGAAAACCAUCCUUGUUCAAGUGUCUGACAUUAAUGACAACCCCCCGCGGUUCUCUCAACCUUCGUACACAGUGUAUGUGACCGAGAAUAAUGCCCCGGGCGCUUCCAUUUGCUCUGUAACUGCAUUCGACCCCGAUUCGAACCAGAACGCCUAUCUGUCUUAUUCUAUUCUCGAGGGUCAGAUUCAGGGCAUGCCCGUGUCCACUUAUGUCUCAAUCAACUCUGACAACGGUAAUAUCUACGCACUGCGCUCUUUCGAUUAUGAGCAACUUAGAAACUUUCAGAUUCUGGUGCAGGCGCAGGACGCUGGUUUCCCCCCUCUCGCCAAUAAUAUCACAGUCAACGUCUUUGUCUUGGACCAGAACGACAAUGCACCUGUUAUCGUGUCCCCGCUUCCCAAAAACGGCACCGUGGCCACAGAGGUGGUUCCGCGGUUAGUAGACGCUGGGUAUCUGGUUACCAAAAUAACAGCGCUGGACGCGGACGCAGGUCAAAACUCACGACUGUCCUAUCAGGUGUUGCACGCUACGGACCCGGGGCUGUUCAGCGUGGCUCUGUACACGGGCGAAAUCAGGACUAUUCGCCGGCUCCUGGAAAAAGAUGCAACAAGGCAAAGACUGGUAAUAUUAGUCAAGGACAACGGACAGCCACCGCUCUCUGCCACGGUCUCCAUUGUCCUCAACGUGAUCGACAGCGUGCCGGAGUCCCUGUCAGAUUUCGGAGACCUCACGCUCAGCCCACAGCCCCCCUCAAACCUCGCUCUAUACUUAAUCGUGUCACUGAGCACAAUAUCUUUAAUAUUCCUUGUGGCUAUAAUUGUGCUCGCAGCAGUCAAGUGCUACAAGGACAGGGAGACCCUCAGCGGGUACAACCUCCCCCCGUUCGCCUGCUGCUGUUGUGCGGGGUUUCAGCCCGAUCCGCCUCCGGAGGUGUUCAAAAAAUCCAACCUCAACCUGCAGAUUUCAUCCGCGGCCAAAGUGCCCACGAACUGUAUGGAGGUGAAUGGAAACAGCAGUCUCUCCCAGUCUUAUUGUUAUAAAGUGUGCCUGACUCCCGAAUCUGCCAAAAGUGACUUCAUGUUUCUGAAGCCGUGCAGCCCCGGCAGCACGCCGAGGAACAACGAGGCGAAAAGCGCAGAAAGCUCGUGGAACGCGCAAAGCCGGAGCGCAUCUGUGAACAAUGGAGCAACUACUCCAAACGAGCUGAAGCAGCCGAAUACAGACUGGACUCUUACGAAAAAUCAGAACUCCUCCAUUAAAAGUUAUAACUCCAUCAACAUGGACGGCACCCUCAUGCGUAAGGCCAUGCAUGCUGACCCAGAAAACUAUGUCACAUCCAUGGCGCCUGGACAGUACUGGACCUGGGGUACUCAGAUGAGAGGGGUGAAAGACUAUAAGAUGUCUCCUUCGACCAGUGGGAUCCCCUCUCGCCCCUGGACUCCUCGGUGCACACCUCCUCCCCAACAGCAGCAGCCAUCUAUCCCACCCAACCCUCAACCUCACCCUCAACCACACCCUCACCCUCAACCACACCCUCACUCUCAACCUCACCCUCAACCACACCCACACCCACACCCACCACCUGACUACCACCACAAUGUGUACAUCCCUGGGACACCAUCGGGCUUUUGCACCCUGAGGCCCACAGCACAGCGAAGCGAGCUGGACGUCCAUAAUUCCUUCUCCACCUUUGGCAAGAGGCGACGUCUUCAGAUGUCCCCCCAGGGAGAGGCUGCGAUUAUAAAUAAUGAUCUGUACAAUGACUGA
Molecule: messenger RNA, 3087 nt
Organism: Cyclopterus lumpus (lumpfish)
Lineage: Eukaryota; Metazoa; Chordata; Actinopteri; Perciformes; Cyclopteridae
Exons: 4
Coding region: 1-3087 (1028 amino acids)
Biological process (GO): homophilic cell-cell adhesion
Cellular component (GO): plasma membrane
Molecular function (GO): calcium ion binding
Source: RefSeq, a predicted model, not a curated record